This is a messenger RNA of Calliphora vicina (urban bluebottle blowfly), 899 nucleotides long. RefSeq lists its product as uncharacterized. Gene Ontology annotation, biological process: protein ubiquitination. The record is from RefSeq and is a predicted model, not a curated record. NCBI's taxonomy places the organism in Eukaryota, Metazoa, Arthropoda, Insecta, Diptera, Calliphoridae. The transcript has 3 exons. The coding region runs from base 110 to 820 and encodes 236 amino acids. Gene Ontology annotation, molecular function: ubiquitin-protein transferase activity; zinc ion binding.
AAUAAAUUCAAUUGAAAAUUUUCAAAUUCUUAAUCAAAAAACAAAAUAUGUUUCAAAAUUUGCAAUAGAAAAAACAAAUUAUAUUAAAUUUCAAAUUAACACACAAGAGAUGUCAACUAAUCAUCAAAUAAUUCAUGCCCUAUCUGAAGCCACAGCCAUACGUUUAUACAGCAGUAUAUUGGCCACAGAUGAACCCAGCGAUAGGCAGAUAUUUGCCAGACUACAGCCACCAGCACCAACCAUGCAACAAACCUCUAUAGAAUCCAUAAGAUCUACUAAUGAAUUUAACAAUUCAUGUCGCAUUUGUCGUUGGAAUCGCAGUGAUAUGGAAAUAAUAAAAUGUCCCUGCCUAUGCAAGGGAAGUGUGGGUUUCAUACACUUGCCCUGCUUAAAACGCUGGAUUAUGCAUAGACGUGACAAUCAUUGUGAGAUUUGUAAUGCUGCCUUUAACAUGCCAGAGGAAAAAUUUAGCUUACGACGUAUGAUAAAAACAUUUGUAAAACACUGUGCUGGACCCAUAAUGAAGCACUUGCUUUUUAGUGUGCCUCUAAUGCCUUUAACCCAUAUUAUAUUGCAACAGGUGGUCAUAUGCAUGGAAAAUAUCAAUGUAACUCCCAACGAAAAGUUGACAGUUAAAGAAGUGGUGUUGGCUUCUACAGCCUUGAUGACCUCAAGUGCUCUAUUUUUCCAUUUCUUUGAGUUUAUCACCAUACGCCUCAUUUUGAUACGCAACAUUUUGAGGCACUGGUGGAUGUUUGGUAAUGCCUCAGAUUUUGCGCUCAUACAAAUGGAAAGUGAAAUUUCGGAUUUAUUUGGUUAAUAGAAAAACAAAACUCACCCACACUUGCUGUAUUAUUUUGUUUACAGCAUUUUUAACACUUUACACUUUUAAUAAAACA